CUAAAACAAAGAGUAACAGCAGAAUCUUAGCUGGAUGCAGAUGAAGUAGAAGAAGCUCAUCUCCAUUAUCAACUAACGCUCUCUUUUAUUAGUCUUUUUCACCUUUUCACUCUCUUUCUCACUCUCUCUCUCUCUACAUCUGCAAAUACACACAGUCCCUACCAAAUCAUCUGCCAUUACUGCUUCAUCUCCAUCUCAAUCCCAUUUUUCACUUUCUCUCUCUCAAGCUGGGGAGUCCAGGUCCAGGAGGCAAACAAUGCCCACUCUCUCUUUCUUCUUGUUUUACUUGUUGUCGUUUUCGUUGCUUUCUUUGCGUUCCAGUGCUGAGACCGUUGUCGUUUCACGGCGUAGGAUUCUUCACCAGCCUUUCGUCCCUCUAGACUCGCUCCCUCCGUCGGAGCCGCCGACCCCAUUGAUAUCUAAUUCGAAUCCCAAUCCUAAAUACCCUUUUUCCACUACCCCUACUCCUCCCUCUGACGCUCCUUUCUUCCCUACUUUCGUUGCUCCGCCUCCGCCUCCUUCUCCGGCCACUUUUGCUUCUUUUCCGGCCAAUAUAUCGUCCCUGAUCUUGCCCCAGACUCCUUCUCCAAAACCUGCUUCUCAUAAGCUUGUUGCUUUAUCCAUCGCUGCUGUCGUUUCUGCUCUACUCGUACUCGCCAUUGUCGUUUUCUUCUACUGCCGCCGGAGGCGCAACCGUGACUUCGCCGACGACAAGACUUACAGAUCGGAGAAUAGUAACAGGUUGUUCCCAGCGAAUCCCGAACCGAAUGUGACUUUGGCAACGACUACGACUACGACUUCCACAAAUAAUAGAGCUCACAAGCUGCGAACUACCUCCUCGAGCUCUGAGUUUCUUUAUCUGGGUACUCUGGUCGAUUCGCGGAGAAUCGAAGAGGGAGCGGACUCGCGUAACAAUGGCGGUGAGCGUAGCCGUUUGGAUGCCCGGAAAAUGGAGUCUCCGGAGCUUCACCCGCUUCCGCCGCUGGCCCGACAGAGUUUGGCGUUAAAUUAUGGGAAUGGUGAAGUGGGUUCCACUGCUGAUGAAGAAGAGGAAGAGUUUUACUCGCCUAGAGGGUCUUUGGGUGGACGUGAAAGCUCCAUUGGUACUGGAUCGGGUUCGCGGAGAGUGUUCGCCGCUGUGGCCUCCGAAAAAUUCCCGGUAAGAACCAGUGGCUCAAGUUCAUGCUCAUGCUCAUCGUCGAGUUCAGCUUCGCCUGAUCGUUCACAUUCAAUUUGUUACUCUCCCCCUCUUGGCUCGAGUCCCGUAAGACCAGAAUCGUUCAAGUCGCCCGAGUCUUCAGAUUUGCCGGCUACUCCUUCUCCUCCACCGCAAUUGCAUUAUACGAAGUCGUUGGUCAAUGAAACAAAUGUUCUUUCGCCGUCGUUGUCCCCGGAGAGAGUAUCCAAUGUGGAGAAGAAUUCAGCUGAAUCGACACCACGAGUAUCCAAUGUUUCCCAUCAAAAUGUACUGUCUCCUUCGCUGUCUCCACUGUCAACUGUUCCAGAUAUAGCUCUGAACGAAUACCCAGGUGGCUUUGAUGGAAUUAGACAGUCUCCAUUACUGUCUUCGGCUUCUUCGUCGCCAGUCAGAGGCUUGGAGAAGAACCCAGAUGCUGCGUCCCCAACGGAGUCGGCUGUUUCGGGUCGAAAACAGCAAUCUUGUUCAUCGUCUUUAUAUUCAUCGUCACCGGAGAGAGUUGUUGAGGAUUACACAGAAGAAUCUCCUAAAGUAUCGAAUGCUUCUGAGAAGAAAUGGCAGCUUCUUUCACCGUCUCCACCUUCCCUGUCGCCGGAGAGAGAAGUAGCGAAAAUCCCAGAUGAUGCUUCUGCUGCACUUCUAUUUGAUUUGGAUCCACAUAUGGGAUCUCUUUCACCAUCUUUGUCUCCGAUGAGAGGUGUGGAGAAGAAUCAAGAUGCACCACCUAGAGUAUCAGUUGCUUCAGAUCGAAAACGUCUGUCUCCAUCACCAUCUUUAUCUUCUUUAUCAUUAUCAGAAUCUGAGGACGACGCAGUAAUGGAGAAUUAUGCAAAGAAUUCUCCAAAAUUACCAAACGCUUCUGAUAAUAACAGUCAGGUUACUUCAGCGUCGACUUCGCUUUCCUCAUCUCCAGAGAGAGACUUACCAAAUAACCCAGAUGCAUCACCAAGAAGUUCUGACGCUUCUGAUGGUUUGUUAUACGAUUUGGAUCUUACUAGGCGGUCUCUUUCUUCUUCUCCUCCCUCUUCAUCACCAGAGAGAGAUAUCCUUCACAAUUCAGAUGAAUCACCAAGAACAUCCAAUGACUCUGAUAAAAUUGUUGAGCCUUUAGUGGAAACUAUCAGUACUCUUAAGCCGCAGCCUCUUACAGUUCCGCCGCCGCCGCCCCCGUUGCCACCACCGCCUCCAUUUUCACUUAGACAGUUGGAAGCUCCAAUUCUUGCAACUCCUACUGGCCAACCCAUCUCUAAGCCUCCUGUUCUUACACCACCUUCGAGGCCUUUUGUGUUUCAAAACACAUCAAAUGUUUCUAUUUCUCCAAUGGAGUUGCCACCAAUUUCUAAUUCCGUGGAGAAUGAAGAGGAGAUCACAAAGCCAAAGUUGAAGCCUUUACAUUGGGAUAAAGUUAGAGCUAGCUCUGAUCGUGAAAUGGUGUGGGAUCAGCUAAGAUCAAGCUCAUUUAAGUUGAAUGAAGAAAUGAUUGAGACAUUGUUUGUUGUGAACACCCCCAACUCAAAACCAAAGGAGACAACUCCACGCUCAGUUCUUCCUUCGCCAAAUUCAGAAAAUAGAGUGCUUGAUCCUAAGAAGUCACAAAAUAUUGCAAUUUCGUUGAGGGCACUCAAUGUGACAAUUGAGGAAGUCUGUGAAGCCCUUAUAGAAGGCAAUGCUGAUGCACUCGGGAAUGAGCUGCUUGAAAGUUUAUUGAAGAUGGCUCCAACAAAAGAAGAGGAACGUAAGCUGAAGGAUUACAAAGAUGAUUCACCAGCCAAGCUUGGCCCUGCCGAGAAAUUUCUGAAGGCAGUGCUUGAUGUACCCUUUGCAUUCAAAAGGGUCGAUGCAAUGCUUUACAUUGCUAAUUUUGAGACUGAGGUUGACUACCUCAAGAAGUCUUUCGAGACUUUAGAGGCUGCCUGUGAAGAACUGAGGAACAGUAGAAUGUUUAUGAAGCUCCUAGAAGCUGUACUAAAAACUGGAAACAGAAUGAAUGUUGGGACCAACCGUGGUGAGGCUCAUGCAUUCAAGCUCGACACACUUCUCAAAUUGGUCGACGUAAAGGGAGCUGAUGGAAAAACCACACUUUUGCAUUUUGUUGUACAAGAAAUCAUAAGGACUGAAGGUGCUCGUUUCUCUGGUUCUAACCAGACUCCAAGCUCUACUUCAAGUGAAGAUGCCAAGUGCAGGAAGCUUGGCCUCCAAGUUGUUUCUAGUCUCAGUUCUGAGCUCGCCAAUGUGAAGAAAUCUGCAACCAUGGAUUCUGAUGUGCUUAGCAGUGAUGUGUCCAAGCUUUCUAGAGGAAUCAGCAACAUAAGGGAGGUUGUGCGACUAAAUGCGACGACAGGGUCAGAUGAAAGCUGCCAAAAGUUUUCCGAAUCAAUGGAGAGAUUCAUGAAAAUGGCUGAGGAGGAAAUUUAUAGAAUUCAAGCUCAAGAAAGUGUUGCCCUGUCUCUUGUUAAAGAGAUCACCGAGUAUUUCCAUGGAAACUCUGCUAAAGAAGAAGCUCACCCUUUCAGAAUCUUCAUGGUGGUGAGGGAUUUUCUUACUGUCUUAGAUAGGGUCUGCAAGGAAGUGGGUAUGAUCAACGAGAGAACAAUCGUUAGUUCUGCCCAUAAAUUUCCAGUUCCAGUGAAUCCAUUGCUGGCGCAAGUUUUACCUGUACCUGUACCGCCCAAUAGGCGGCACCACAGUUCAUCUGACGACGAGUGCACAUCUCCUUAGUAUAUGUGUCUCAUUUCAUGUUAGCAUUUUUGUUGCUUAGCAAGAAACUGCCUGAAAUCUGAGGUAGUAAAAGAUGUUGCCAGGUCUUUAUAUAUAAAUAUUAUAUAUUGUCUUUUUCCUUUUUCUUCCCUUCCCAGAUUUGUACCUGUACAAAAGUCCCAUGUAAAAGAUUGAGUUCCUUCUAUAGAUAAUAUACAUAGCAGAUUUUGUUUUGGUAGAAUUAGCUGUACUUGUAUGUGGAACUAGUCGGAUAUGUACCCUGUGAAAACUUGAAUAUAUAGAUAGAAACGCUGCUAUUGUUUAAAGCGCGCUUUGCAAUUAAUCGAGAGUAAUGAAACCAAAGAUAAACAUACUA
Humulus lupulus (European hop) is the source of this 4271-nucleotide messenger RNA. Its product is annotated as formin-like protein 1. Gene Ontology annotation, molecular function: actin filament binding. NCBI's taxonomy places the organism in Eukaryota, Viridiplantae, Streptophyta, Magnoliopsida, Rosales, Cannabaceae. Bases 257 to 3916 code for a protein of 1219 amino acids. The transcript has 4 exons. Gene Ontology annotation, biological process: actin nucleation; actin cytoskeleton organization. The record is from RefSeq and is a predicted model, not a curated record.